CGCAUCACCAGUACUGCGGACUGACUGACUGAGCUGGACGUCUCCUAGAGGAGUGGGGAAAAAAUCAAUAAAUCUUCCAGAUUCUGCGGGGGUUUAUCUUAUAAUUAGCUCGGUUCGGCCUCUUGGAGGCUAAAACACGCAGGAAUCCUGGAAGCACCCGGAGAACCGCGGAUAUCCACGCGGCAAGGAUGCUUCAUGACCCACAGUAGGUGUGAGGACAUGGCGGCGGAGCCUCCGGCGGCCCCCGGCCGGGUGCUGCUGGUCAAGAAGAUCAUCAUGAAGGACGGAGCGGUGCCGCAGCAGGGCAUCGGCCGGCCCAGCGUCUACCACGCUGUGGUGGUGAUCUUCCUGGAGUUCUUCGCCUGGGGUUUACUCACCACGCCGAUGCUCACCGUUCUGCAUGAAACAUUUCCCCAGCACACGUUCCUGAUGAACGGCCUGAUCCAGGGAGUGAAGGGUCUGCUGUCCUUCAUGUCCGCCCCGCUGAUCGGAGCGCUGUCAGACGUCUGGGGACGACGGUCCUUCCUCCUCAUCACCGUCUUCUUCACCUGCGCUCCCAUCCCUCUGAUGAGGCUCAGCCCCUGGUGGUACUUUGCCAUGAUUUCCAUGUCUGGAGCGUUCUCCGUCACCUUCUCCGUUAUCUUCGCCUACGUUGCUGAUGUGACGGAUGAGAGGGAGAGGAGCACCGCCUACGGCCUGGUGUCGGCCACAUUUGCAGCCAGCCUGGUGACCAGCCCGGCCAUCGGCGCCUACCUGUCGGCCUGGUACGGAGACAACCUGGUGGUUCUGCUGGCCACGCUCAUCUCUCUGGCCGAUAUCUGCUUCAUCCUGCUGGCCGUCCCCGAGUCACUGCCGGACAAGAUGAGGCUCAACACGUGGGGCGCACCGUUCUCCUGGGAGCAGGCYGACCCGUUUGCUUCUCUGAGGAAGGUGGGUCAGGACUCCACCGUCCUGCUGAUCUGCAUCACCGUCUUCCUGUCUUACCUGCCGGAGGCCGGACAGUACUCCAGCUUCUUCCUCUACCUGAGACAAGUCAUCAACUUUUCCUCCACCACCAUCGCUGUUUUCAUYGGGGUCGUCGGCAUUCUGUCCAUCGUGGCUCAGACGCUCUUCCUCACGCUGUUGAUGAGAUACCUGGGCAACAAGAACACUGUUCUUCUGGGCCUGGGCUUCCAGAUCCUCCAGCUGGCCUGGUACGGCUUCGGAUCAGAACCAUGGUAAGACCGGCCACUGAGAUUAACAACCAGAACUUGACAGAGUUCUGCCUCAUCAUCAGUCAGUCCAGGAUAAACAAACUGAACUCAAAGYUGUCUGACAUUUUCUAAAAGCUUCAGUAAUUUUUCAAACUGUGGAUCUGUUGGAAAAUAUGAGCAGUAAAUAUCCGACCAGCUGCUUGUCAUACAGACUGUUAGCAUGAUUAGCUCAGUUAGCAUUUCUCCUCUCUCCUUUGCACUGUGGUUCUUUAACUGGAUUUUGUAGUUCUCAGAAUAGUUUCCUGUAUUUCUACUAUUUUUAUUUAUAUCUAAAGUUACGACUUAAACCUGGAAAUGACAUGAGACUAAACUGAACCACGAUCCGGAUCAAACUCUGACACUGGGCCACCAUGUUUYCUCUAACUCUGCAGCAACACGUUCACUAGAGACGCAUCCUGCAGGUUUAAUUAUUCAACAUCUGUGGAUUGAUUAAAACUGAUUUUAGUUUCAGAUAUUUAUCACCAUUCAUAAUU
Molecule: messenger RNA, 1726 nt
Organism: Poecilia reticulata (guppy)
Lineage: Eukaryota; Metazoa; Chordata; Actinopteri; Cyprinodontiformes; Poeciliidae
Source: RefSeq, a predicted model, not a curated record